This is a messenger RNA of Ordospora colligata OC4, 1674 nucleotides long. RefSeq names its product rRNA methylase. Gene Ontology annotation, molecular function: rRNA (uridine-2'-O-ribose)-methyltransferase activity; rRNA (guanine) methyltransferase activity. The transcript has a single exon. The record is from RefSeq and is a predicted model, not a curated record. Gene Ontology annotation, cellular component: preribosome, large subunit precursor; nucleolus. NCBI's taxonomy places the organism in Eukaryota, Fungi, Microsporidia, Ordosporidae. The coding region runs from base 1 to 1674 and encodes 557 amino acids. Gene Ontology annotation, biological process: rRNA methylation; maturation of 5.8S rRNA from tricistronic rRNA transcript (SSU-rRNA, 5.8S rRNA, LSU-rRNA); maturation of LSU-rRNA from tricistronic rRNA transcript (SSU-rRNA, 5.8S rRNA, LSU-rRNA).
AUGGGGAAGAGCAAUCAGAUUGGAAAGGCAAGACUCGACAAGUAUUACAAUCUUGCAAAGGAAAAGGGAUACAGGGCACGGUCUGCAUUCAAGCUGAUACAGAUGAACAGGAAGUAUGGGUUUUUGGAGAAUGCGCACAUCUUGAUUGAUCUGUGUGCAGCGCCGGGGUCGUGGUCGCAAGUAGCUGCGCAGGAGAUGCCGCUGCGCAAGAAGAUUGUUGCAAUAGAUAUUGAGCCAAUAAAGUUUAUUGGAGAUGUUGAGACUGUGGUUGCAGACAUAACAGGUGAGCAUUGCAGGUCUGAAUUAAAGAGGAUUCUUGGGAAUCACAAGGCAGACGUGAUUCUGAACGAUGGGGCGCCAAAUGUGGGCACGUCGUGGGAGAACGAUGCAUUCAAUCAGAAUCUGCUUGUAUUGCAUUCUAUAAAGCUAGCAAGCGAGUUUUUGAAGAAGGACGGUGUGUUUGUAACUAAGAUCUUCCGUUCUCAAGACUACUUUUCUUUAUUAGAUGUGAUGUCUCGACUGUUCAAUGUUGUUGAGACAUCGAAGCCUCUGAGUUCAAGAUUGCAGAGUGCAGAGAUAUUUCUGGUAUGUAUGGGGUUUGUUGGAGAAGAAGGAGUUGAAUCUGGAAUGCUUGAGCCGUCUGCAGUGUUCAAGGAAGAGAAGGAAGCUGGAGGAUAUGAAGAUUUUAACUUCUAUAAGAAGCUGAAGCUUACGGAUUUUCUGAUGGAAGACGAUCCGCAGAUACUAUCUGGGAUGUUUCUGAAGUAUUCUGAGAUUGUGAUUGAUGUGAGCAAGGAAACUGCGGAUAAGAUCCUAGAGCCUGAGAUGAUUGAAUUAUUUAAGGAUCUGAAGGUGCUUGGCAGGGGAGAUGUACGAACAAUAAUGAAGAAAAGAAAGAACAUAUUGAAGAUGGUAAGAGAGGGAAAUAUUGAAAUUGAGGAACUAAACUUUUUAAAAGUAGAGAAUGAAGAAGAGUCUGAGGAGGAGUUUGAAGAGAAGCAGAAGAGUGUUGAAGAGAAGAUCGAGGAGAUCCGUGCAGAGAUGGAUAAGAGGGCAAGGGCUGAAGAUAGGAAAAGAAAGCAGGUUUAUAUAGAAGACAAGAUGUGUUUUUUGAACGAUAAUGUUUUUGAGAAGCUUAGGAUGAUAAAGGAAAAUACGGAGAUGAAGGAAGAAGAGAAUGAUGUUGGGCAAAGCAGAGAUAUAGAAGUUAGCAGCUGUUCAGAUAGUCUUGAUCUUGAUGAGGAGGAGAUGAUGUGUGUUGCAAGACUAAAGGAGAAUCCGGAUGCAUUUAUUGAGGACACGAUUGACAGAAACAUCCGUGACCCAAAUGAAAAGUUGCCAAAUUAUUUACGCGAGGAUCAGGCGAUGUUCUAUUCAAGACGGUCUAAAGCAGAUGAAACUCGAAUGACGAAGAAGGAGAAAGAGGCACUGAUGAGGCGAAGAACACGUGCUGAAAGGCGAGCAGAGAUAUUCAUGAAGGAUCUUAUUGUUGAUGAUUCAGAGGAGGAGGGAAAGAUAGCAAAGAAGGUAUAUCGAUCGUCAUUCAAGAAGACCAAAGCGAAGCCGAGGAUUGUAUUUUCGAAGAAGAAGGGAUGCGGAAUACCGAGAGGAAAGGGAAGGCUUGUGAUGCUAGACAAGCGAAUGAAGAAGGACAAACGAGUCAAGAAGGCAUAA